Molecule: messenger RNA, 2085 nt
Organism: Lutzomyia longipalpis
Lineage: Eukaryota; Metazoa; Arthropoda; Insecta; Diptera; Psychodidae
Product: esterase B1-like
Exons: 4
Coding region: 293-1906 (537 amino acids)
Source: RefSeq, a predicted model, not a curated record
UUUGAAUAAAAAAUAAAAACAGAUCAUCAUUUUACAAACACGAUUUUUUACGAUUUAAUAUACCUUAAUGGUUUUUCACAUUUCUGUGUUCUCUGCUGCGUCUAAUACACACAAAAAGCACUUACAAAGCACAUUUUUUCAUAUAUAUAUCUAUACCUAACAAUAUAUUUUCUACUCGAUUCGCAUCAAGUCAUUCCAUGAUCUGCGAUAGAGCUUUAGUUAGUAGAGGAAAAGUCGCGGUGGGAGAUAAAACUCCCAUGGUAUCAGUAGAGCUAAAGUAGUCUUACACAAAAUGUCAGAGACUAUAGUCGCACGGACUGCUCUAGGUCCCAUUCGUGGUGUUAAAAGUGAAGGUGUUUGGGGUGCAAAGUAUCUCAGCUUCUUCCGUAUCCCCUAUGCUAGGCCACCCCUAGGGGAGCUCCGGUUCAAGGAUCCCCAACCUCCAGAGGCAUGGGAAGAUGUUCGCGAUUGCACGGCUGAGAGCAUGGGGUGUGCCCAGAAGAUGAUUUACCUUGAAGGCUUUCAUGGCGAUGAAGAUUGUCUUCAUGUUAAUGUUUUCACAAAGAACCAAAAUCCAAAAAGGCUACUUCCUGUGAUGGUCUAUGUUCACGGGGGCGGAUUCAUUUGCGGCGCUGGCACAAAAAUUAUGUAUGGUCCGGAUUAUUUUAUUGAGAAAGAUGUGAUCUUGGUCACAUUGCACUACCGCGUGGGUGCCUUUGGGUUCUUGAGCCUUCAGGAUCCAACACUCAAUGUACCCGGGAAUGCUGGGCUGAAGGAUCAAAUUAUGGCACUCAAGUGGGUGCGUGAGAAUAUUUCCUUCUUUGGUGGAGAUCCCACAAAUGUGACUCUCUUCGGGGAAAGUGCUGGAGGUGCAUCAGUGCACUACUUGCUGCUCUCAGAUUUAGCAAAGGGUCUCUUUCAUCGGGCUAUUGUGAUGUCUGGAACUGCAUUUGAUCCGUGGGCUUUUCCACCUGAUCUCGAUUGGGCAGCUCGACUAGCUAAGGCUGUUGGGUGGAAUGGUGAAGGAGGUGAAGCAGGAAUGUUGGACGCCCUACUGAAGGUCGAUCAAGAGACUCUGGCAGAGAAACAGGGAGAUUUUAUGACGCAUGAGAAUCGCAAGAAUGGCGUUCUCUUCCACUUUGGCCCAGUUGUGGAGCCACAAUGGAGUCCCAAUCGCCUCGUUACAGCAUUCCCCAGAGAAAUGGCUAGAAAUGCAUGGGGAAAUUCCAUUCCAAUAAUGAUUGGUGGUUGCUCCGAGGAAGGAUUUUUACUUUACAAAGAAAUUACAACAGAUAAACAUUUUCUGGGAGAUCUCUCAAAUCUUGUGCCAUGGGAAUUAUGUUUAAAUCCCCAGAGUGGUCAGAGUCAGAAUGUUGCUAAAACACUGAGAGAUUUCUACUUCAAUGGAGAUGCAACUGUACAAGAAAAUAUCGAAAAUCACGUAAAGUUUCUUGGAGAUAAAUACUUCUGGCAUGGUCUGUGGCGUGCUGUACGCUUUAGAUGCAACAACGCUCCAGAGAUUCCAACGUAUCUCUAUCGCUUUAAUUUCGAUUCACCUGAAUUCAACUUCCUUCGUGUACUCCUGUGUGGCGAAGGGGUGCGCGGGACUUGCCACGGAGAUGAUAUUAGUUACAUCUUCAAGUCAGGCAUGGUGGAAAAAGUUCCCGAAAUUGGGAGUCCAGAGCACAAAGUGAUUGAACAAAUGGUAGCCAUGUGGACUACAUUUGCCACCAAUGGGAAUCCCAAUUGUGCUGAAAUAGCUCCAACAAAGUGGUUGCCUGUUUCACCGAAUGGACCACCAUUCCGUUGUCUCAACAUCGCGGAUGAAGUAACUUUUUGCCUCCUACCUGAAACGGAGAGAUUAGCCGUGUGGGACUCUCUCUACAGCCGUGAUCAAUUAAUUUGAUGCAAUUCGAAAAAUGGACGAUACCGUAGCAGCGAUAUACUUGGCAAUUAGUGCCUCUUAUUGGAUUAUUGGAUGACAAUUUUGCUAACAAAUUGUCUUUAACCUAAACAGUGUUAACCGAAAAUUAUAAAUAGCUUCACAAUAAAUUUUUUACUCACGCAUUUUUUUUUAUUAAAAUG